AAUAAAAGUUGUAAUUGAGUCUUAAUCAAUGUCUACAGGGGAUUGAAACUCAGAUUUAAAUCUGUUUUGAUUAUCGAUUACGAAUCUAUAAUUACUGGUAAUAUAAAUACAGUAUUCUGCGAGUAAGAGGUCAUUUUUAUUCAAGUUUUUGUUGCAAAAAUGAAGCUACUGUUCAUAGCUGCUCUUGCGAUUACUGCCUCAGUUUACGCUGGGGAGGUGAUUGAACCUGAGCACGACUACAUGUAUUUCCCUGACGGAGACGGAGUUCCUCAUCUGAUCGACCUGCUGAAAAAGGGUGAAGACCUGACCGGAUUUGAUUCGAGUGACUCCAUCCUUUCUCGCAACGUUGAAACCAUAACAUUCAAUCUAUUUACUCGCAACAACCCUAGGAAUUCUCAGCUUUUGGUUCUCAACUCCAUAUCCAGUGUGAGUAGCAGUAACUGGAGGAGUUCUCGCCCGACUCGAUUCAUCACUCACGGAUGGAGGUCUAACCAGAAUUCAGACGCCUGUGUUACCAUCCGCGAUGCCUAUCUGGCCGAAGGCGACUACAACGUGAUUGUGAUCGACUGGAGUUCAAUCGCCGGUGCUCUUUAUGUAAGCGCUUCAUCAAGCGUCAGAGGUGUUGCCGCCAGAGUUGGUCUGAUGAUCAACUUCCUCAGUACCAACGCCGGCCUCAAUGUAGCCACGACAAAACUGAUCGGACACUCUCUGGGUGCUCAUGUGUCCGGAAUUGCUGCCCGCAAUGCUCAGGGAACAAUCGAAGCUGUUGUAGGUCUCGACCCGGCGCUUCCUCUUUUCAACUCUGCUGGAGCUGGAUCCCGAAUUCACCAAACUGACGCUGACCAUGUCCAAAUCAUCCACACAAACGGAGGACUUCUUGGCAUCAUGGAUGCCAUUGGUGAUACCGACUUUUACCCAAACGGUGGCAGCAGUCAGCCUGGAUGCGGUCUGGACCUUGUCGGGAGCUGCGCCCAUUCCCGUGCCUAUUACUUCUUCGCAGAAUCCAUUAGGAACCCAACCGGUUUCCGUGCCACAGGAACACGUUCAAUGUACCUCGAAGCACUUGAGCGACACAACGAAGUAUACAUGGGUGGUAGAGUUUUUAACAAAUUCGCCAGUGGCAGCUUUACUCUUGAGACAGCCAGACAGUCUCCCUAUGCUUUAGGAUGAGCGGAAGCCUCGAUUUGAUUUUUAUAAAUGAGGUCAA
Diprion similis is the source of this 1207-nucleotide messenger RNA. RefSeq names its product pancreatic triacylglycerol lipase-like. The record is from RefSeq and is a predicted model, not a curated record. Gene Ontology annotation, biological process: lipid metabolic process. Lineage: Eukaryota; Metazoa; Arthropoda; Insecta; Hymenoptera; Diprionidae. Bases 160 to 1170 code for a protein of 336 amino acids. Gene Ontology annotation, molecular function: lipase activity. The transcript has 7 exons.